Messenger RNA from Bactrocera neohumeralis, 426 nucleotides. RefSeq names its product nitric oxide synthase-like. Gene Ontology annotation, biological process: nitric oxide biosynthetic process. The record is from RefSeq and is a predicted model, not a curated record. NCBI's taxonomy places the organism in Eukaryota, Metazoa, Arthropoda, Insecta, Diptera, Tephritidae. The transcript has 4 exons. Bases 1 to 426 code for a protein of 141 amino acids. Gene Ontology annotation, molecular function: nitric-oxide synthase activity.
AUGUUGCGACUAUUUGAGUGGUUUACAGAAUUGGAGCUCCGAUGGUAUGCUGUACCGGCAGUUUCGUCGAUGCUCUUUGAUGUGGGCGGUCUUCAAUUCACAGCGACUGCAUUCAGCGGUUGGUACAUGUCAACGGAAAUUGGUUGUCGGAAUUUGUGUGAUGUAAAUCGUCGAAAUAUGUUAGAGACCAUUGCGUUGAAAAUGAAUUUGGAUACUCGCACACCAACCUCAUUGUGGAAAGAUAAAGCUGUUGUUGAGGCAAAUAUAGCCGUGCUGCAUUCCUAUCAAAGUCACAACAUCACAAUAGUCGAUCACCACACGGCUAGUGAAAGUUUCAUGAAACAUUUUGAGAAUGAAUCAAAAUUGCGGAUACAAAUUCAGUUAAAAGAUAAUAAGUUGGAGUUAUUACGUUUCACUCCUCACUGA